CAAAGGCACUGAACUGUCAAGAUGAAGCUCUCUGCUGGUCUGGCUCUGGCUGGUCUGUCCCUCGCGGCGGCCAUGCCAUUCAAGCGCUCCGGCCCUACCCCUGCCAAGGGCAAAUGGUUUGACCGCUUUGUGGUCAUUGUUCUCGAGAACACCAACAAGGACGUCACCUUUGGUGAUCCGUAUUUCCUCAACCUGACCAACAUGGGCAUGACCCUGGGUGGUUACCACGGCACCACUCACCCCUCCCAGCCCAACUACAUCACCAUGAUCUCCAACACCAUUGCUGGUGGAGUGUUUGAUGAUGCGGACCACAACACCACUCAGGAUAGCAUCAUCGAUCUCUUCGAGCCCGCCGGCAUCACCUGGAGGGCCUACAUGGAGGGAUACACGCCUCUGGAGGGAGGUGACUGCAACCCUCUGACCGAGAACGACACGACUCUCUACGUCCGCAAACACAACCCCUUCAUGUCGUUUGACAACAUCCGCAACAACAAGUCCCGUUGCCAGAACAUCGUCAACGCCGAGGAACACUUCGCCAAAGACGUGGCUCUGGGCGCCGAUGCCCCCAUGUACAUGUUCUACACGCCCAACCUGGACAACGACGCACACAACACCAACAUCUCCUUUGCGGCCAAGGAUGUGCAGUACCUCGUCGACACCAUGCUGCUCAACAAGGAGUUCAUGAAGAACACCAUGAUUCUGAUUACGUUUGACGAAAACAACAUCUAUAUUAAUGACAACUUCGGUCUGGACAACUCCAUCUACACGGUCAUCCUGGGCAACGACACCAUCAAGUGCUACGACUGCGUUGACCAGACCUACUACAACCAUUUCACCCAGGUGGUCACUCUGGAGAGGAACUGGAACCUGAGCACCAUCGCCCAGCCGGACGGCAGCGAGGAGGGCUGGGAUCAGUGGUGGCGCCCCUUUGGCCAGCUGCGCAGUGCCUCGGACGACGUGUGCGCCUAUGCCCCCUGCAGCGAGUACUACGAUGGCAAGAGCCCGGCUGCGUCUGAUGGCAACUGGGAGGACCAGGACUUUUAAUUAUCAUGAGUAUGAGCUGAUAUAACGUAAUUUAAUGCAAAAUAACUUAAUCCUGUCAGGACACAGUAUCUCAACUGCUAGCUAUAUUGUAAGCCGUCUAGCUGUGCCAGAUAUGAGCUAUCGAUGAUUGAUAAUAUAAGAGAAUGGAUAAUCGAUAAGAAGAAAAGGGAUUACAG
Molecule: messenger RNA, 1220 nt
Organism: Penicilliopsis zonata CBS 506.65
Lineage: Eukaryota; Fungi; Ascomycota; Eurotiomycetes; Eurotiales; Aspergillaceae
Exons: 7
Coding region: 22-1044 (340 amino acids)
Biological process (GO): phospholipid catabolic process
Molecular function (GO): hydrolase activity, acting on ester bonds
Source: RefSeq, a predicted model, not a curated record